This is a messenger RNA of Quercus lobata, 2985 nucleotides long. RefSeq names its product Protein kinase superfamily protein. Lineage: Eukaryota; Viridiplantae; Streptophyta; Magnoliopsida; Fagales; Fagaceae. The transcript has a single exon. Gene Ontology annotation, molecular function: ATP binding; transmembrane receptor protein tyrosine kinase activity. Gene Ontology annotation, cellular component: plasmodesma; plasma membrane. Bases 168 to 2678 code for a protein of 836 amino acids. Gene Ontology annotation, biological process: protein autophosphorylation. The record is from RefSeq and is a predicted model, not a curated record.
AGUCAUUGAAUUUAAUUAAUGCUGGACAACUAGAAAGCAGCACUAGCUUCUCUCUUUCUCAAGUCCCAAGUUCAUUCACACACGCUAUCAGUAUCACUUCCAUUAGUGCCAAAUCUUGAACCCCUACAAGCAUCCUCAAAGAACAUCCUAAUUCCUAACAUAGUAACAUGGUGAUCAAAAACCUUUACUACUUCCUUUCUCUAAUUCUUGUCUCUCUUGUCUCCUUCUCAACUUCUUUCACUCCCUUAGACAACUACCUCCUCAACUGUGGCUCAACUACCAACACUUCCCUCUAUAACCGUCCCUUUCUCGCAGAUUCAACCAAGCCCGGUUCGGAUUUUCUCACAGCAGACCGUUCCAUUCCACUCAAGAACCGAAACCCACCUCCAAAUUCAUCUAAUUUGUACCAUACAGCUAGAGUUUUCACCACCAGUUCAGCUUACAAGUUCAACAUCAAGGGAAAUGGGACUUAUUUGGUACGUUUGCAUUUCUCACCCUUUGUAGCUCAAGGUUUUAAUCUUACUUCUGCAAAGUUUAGUGUUUUGGUUAAUGGGGAUUUGCUUCUGAUAAGCUCACAUUUGGAUUAUAGUAACGAUAAUAAUAACACUGUCCUUAAAGAGUAUAUAUUAGAAGUAGAUGGAAAUAUGGUUGAUGUUGUGUUCACUCCUGUAAAUGGUUCGAGUUUCGGGUUUGUCAAUGCAAUAGAAGUUUUUUCAGCUCCUAAAGACUUUAUAACUGAUGUGGGAAUUAGGUUAAUUAGUGCUGAUGGAAGUACAGAUUUCAAGAAACUUUCAUCACAGGUUUUAGAGACUAUUCACAGGAUUAAUGUUGGAGGUCCAAAAUUGACACCUUUUAAUGAUACCCUAUGGAGAACUUGGAUCCCUGAUGAUGAUUAUCUUGCUUUGAAAUCCGCUGCAAAGCAUGUGAGCACCACUCACCCGCCGAAUUAUCAGCCUGGAGGUGCAAGUCAAGAGAUUGGGCCUGAUGCUGUGUAUAUGACUGCCCAAGAAAUGAAUAGGGAUAACACAAAUUUGGAUUCGGGGUUUAACAUCACUUGGAAUUUUCCAGUGUCUUCAGGUGGUGCUCAAUACUUGGUUCGAUUGCAUUUCUGUGAUAUUGUUAGUCGUGCACUUAACUUGCUGUACUUCAAUGUAUAUCUCAAUGGGUACCUUGCUUAUGAGGAUCUUGAUUUGUCAGUACUUACGACCCAUGUGCUUGCAUCUCCGAUCUAUGUGGAUUUUGUUGUUGAUUCAGAUGAUUCAGGGGUUGUGCAAGUAAGUGUUGGUCCUUCUGUUGUGAGUACUACUUCAAGAAUGAAUGCUAUAUUGAAUGGGGCAGAAAUUAUGAAAAUGGUGAAUCUUGAGAGGUCGCAUAUGGGCUCGAAGAAGACUAUUUGGGUUCUUGUGGGUUCAAUUGUUGGUGGCCUUGUUGGUCUAUGUGUAGUGGUAGUGUUACUUGCAGUGCUGCUUGCCAUGAAAUGCAGUAGGAAGAAACCAAAGCCGAGACGUGCAGAAAGUGCGGCUUGGACACCUUUACGUGUGUAUGGAGGCAGUUCACACAGUAGAAUGUCUGAUGUGACAGCCUAUGGAUCUCCUGGACCAAAUGGAUAUCUUGCGUUGAGAAUCCCUUUUGCUGAUAUUCAAUCGGCAACAAACAAUUUUGACCAGAAUCUGAUUAUAGGUUCUGGUGGAUUUGGAACAGUUUACAAAGGGGUUCUUAGAGACAAUAUAAAGGUUGCAGUGAAGAGAGGUGUGCCAGGAUCCAGGCAGGGCCUUCCAGAAUUCCAGACUGAAAUAACAGUUCUGUCCAAAAUUCGUCACCGCCAUCUUGUUUCUCUUGUUGGGUAUUGUGAAGAACAGUCAGAAAUGAUAUUAGUGUAUGAAUAUAUGGAAAAAGGGCCUUUGAAAAAUCAUUUGUAUGGUUCAGGGAUUCCACCUUUGUCCUGGAAGCAGCGUCUUCAAAUAUGCAUUGGCUCAGCAAGAGGUAUUCACUACCUUCAUACAGGUUCAACACAAGGAGUCAUCCAUCGUGACAUUAAAUCAACCAAUAUUUUGCUUGAUGAGAAUUAUGUGGCCAAGGUUGCUGACUUUGGUCUUUCAAAAGAUGGUCCAUGUCUCGAUGAAACCCAUGUAAGCACUGGUGUAAAAGGUAGUUUUGGGUAUCUCGAUCCUGAGUAUUUCCGGAGACAGCAGCUUACAGAUAAGUCAGAUGUUUAUUCAUUUGGGGUUGUGCUUUUUGAGGUUCUUUGUGCUAGACCUGCUGUUGACCCGUUGCUGGCUAGGGAACAGGUGAAUUUAGCUGAAUGGGCAAUGCAAUGGUAUAAGAAGGGCAUGCUCGAGAAAAUAAUUGACCCUCAUCUUGUUGGGCAGAUUAAACCAAGCUCUUUGAAGAAAUUUGGAGAAACAGCAGAGAAAUGUUUAGCUGAUUAUGGUGUUGAUAGGCCAACUAUGGGUGAUGUGUUAUGGAAUCUGGAAUGUGCACUUCAGCUUCAGGAAACCAGACAGCAAAGAGAACCACAUGAAGAUGAUAAUAUUGAUGUGCCAGUGCUUCCGACACCUGGAAUUGAUCCCUGUGCUCCUUCUAUUAACAUAAGGACAGAGGGAGAAGAUGGUGAUCCAACUUCAGACAUGUCUACAACCAAACUAUUUUCCCAGUUGAUAACUAAUGAAGGCCGAUAGCUUUAGUCUCCUCCAAUUAUAGUCCCUAAAAUAUAAGUGAUCUCAAGGUAGCUUAUUUAAUUGUUAGAACUUCCACUGAAAAACAUAUUAUAGGUAUCAAUCUAAACUUCUAAAGUUCUUCUCGUACCACUUUUUCUCAUAUUUUCUUAUAAGUUGCAAGUGAAUCUAUAUUUUAUUUUGAUUUUGUUAAGUCAAAUCCAUGAGAGGAAUAGUUUAAAGGCUUCUUAAUUUGACUUGGUGAAGUUAUUUGAGUUUUCUUGAUGUAGAAGAAAAGUUUGUUCCUUAUCAAAGAAGUAAUGUUCUGUUC